UGCGGGAUCCCACGGAUCAAAAACUGCCGAUCUCGCCAUGUGCUGCUGGAAGAAUUCCCGCGUGACGGGCGAUGUCUUCGCGGAGCCACCGCCGUGCCCUGCCGCAGUGUCUGCAGAGACAAUCAAGGAGAUUUUUGGCCGCGCCAAGCAGAUGCAAGACAAGGUCGGCGGCACGGCUGGGGCGGAGCUGGCGCACACUUCGCUGCCGGCGGAGCACUGGGGGCUGAGCCGCCUGCAGCUGUUGGAGCUGGCCACGCAGCUCCAUAAGAUGAUGGAGACUGGCGACCUGACGAACAGAUCCAGGAUGGAGUGCCGGCAGCGAAGGAUCCCCUACUACGAUGAGGAGAAAUUCCAAGACGUGGACAUUGGGCCCACCAUGCAUCAGGUGAAUGCUGGGUACAUCCAGCCUACGACGCUCCAAAAGGACGCCGCCCAUGGAAUUCCAUGCCUGAGCUACGCCUUGCAUCAAAAUGCGUACGGUCUCCGUUGUGACCUCUUCAUCUCGCACGCUUGGUCGGAAGGUGUCUUCGAACUAUGCCACACGGUGGAUAGGAGCUGGCCACUGCAGUGCGUGGGAGCCUACAUUUGCUCGAUGGCCAACCCGCAGAAUCUGCCAGAACUCAUGAGCCACUUGAUUCAAACACCUCGAGAGUCUCCAUUCUUUCGAGUGUUGACGACGCGGCCCAGGGAGAUGCUGAUGGUUGCGAACUCCAAUGUGCCGAUCCACUCGAGGCUUUGGUGUGUCUAUGAGGCCCACUGUGCAAAACUUCUGAAGAUCUCCAUGUCUGUGGUGGGAGAUCCUGCGCAUUUCGCCACCAACGCCAGCGCCUCGCAGAGCGCGCUGCACGCCAUCCGUGGUGCCGUGGAGGCGAAGCGCCGAGAGCUGGCCAUUGCGGCGGCCAGCGAAGAUGCGGCCAUGGAUAUGGACAUCAUCGCGGCAGGGGUGUACCACCGCCGUCUGCAGCGCUGGGAAAAACGCGCGCAGCGCCAAACGGCCGCUGCGAUGCAACGCAUGAAGCGGGCCUUGGAUGUGCGGAAGGCCAAAUGCAGCUCACCCGAAGAUGGCGCUGCUAUUCUCGGAGAGAUCGGUCACGACGUGGAGGAGAUCAACGCCAUGCUCUGCAGCUUGAUCCUCCAGGACCAGCUGCAGCGUGUGCCUUCGCCGGGGGCUUCGGGCGACCGGGUGAAGCUCACGUGGUAUCCAGGUCAAGACAUGAUUGAGGGCCUUGCCGUGAUGUUUGGCUGCUGAUGGCGGGAUGAUCAUCCCAUGGUUCUCUGUUAGGGGCUGGAGUUGUUUCAUGAC
This is a messenger RNA of Cladocopium goreaui, 1303 nucleotides long. The record is from the annotation of a GenBank genome assembly. NCBI's taxonomy places the organism in Eukaryota, Dinophyceae, Suessiales, Symbiodiniaceae.